Molecule: messenger RNA, 1810 nt
Organism: Octopus sinensis (East Asian common octopus)
Lineage: Eukaryota; Metazoa; Mollusca; Cephalopoda; Octopoda; Octopodidae
Product: metalloprotease TIKI1
Exons: 7
Coding region: 1-1554 (517 amino acids)
Biological process (GO): negative regulation of Wnt signaling pathway
Cellular component (GO): membrane
Molecular function (GO): metalloendopeptidase activity
Source: RefSeq, a predicted model, not a curated record
AUGACGGUCCCGAAAUACAGCGAUAGUUCUGAAACAUCAAAUGUCUAUGAUGGCGGACACCAGAAUAAAACACCGAGUAAACUGAACUCUUUCCUGUGGCGCUUGCAAGGUGACACCCCAUCCUAUUUAUUCGGAACCAUCCAUGUUCCUUACACCAAAGUCUGGGACUUCAUUCCCGACAACACAAAAAAGGCAUUCAAACAGGCAGACUAUGUCUUCUUCGAACUGGACCUUACUGAUCCCUACACAAUUUCAGCCCUAGCAAAAUGCCAACUGCUGCCCCACGGGGAGAACCUUUCCAAUGUUCUGCCCCGAGAUAUUUACCAAAGACUGAAAAAGCAUUUGGAUUACAUCAAGUUUAUGAUGCCCGAAUGGCUGACGGACGACCAGAAGGGCCGGGGCCUCUACGCGGAUUAUUUAUUCAAUGCCAUUGCGGGCAACUGGGAACGAAAGAGACCCGUUUGGAUAAUGCUUAUGGUGAACUCUUUGACUGAGAGUGAUAUCAAGGCCCGGGGUGUGCCUGUCUUGGAUCUGUACCUGGCACAGGAAGCCGAACGACUCAAUAAAAUCAAUGGUGCCGUGGAGAAAGUUGAAGAACAGUGUGUGCCACUUAACGAGCUUAAUUUUUCUCAGGUGUUAUUUGCCCUGAACCAAACUCUGCGUCAACAUGAGACUUACCGCAAGAACAAGGUCGCCAUGCCCUACACCACUGACCACUUGGUGCAGCAGUAUAACUGCGGUGACCUCAACUCCAUCAUAUUCAACCAGGACACGUCGCAGUUCCCCAGCCUGGUCAAUGCAUCUUUGCCUCCGCAUGAGCUGCAAACAGCCAAGACCAUCGACAGCUACUUCCGCAAUGAGCUCAUACACAAACGGAACGAGAGGAUGGCCACACGGGUGGUCGAUUUAAUACAGACGCACCCGAAACAGAGUUUCUUCUUUGCCUUUGGUGCAGGUCACUUUAUGGGCAAUCAUACCGUCAUUGAUCAUUUACGAAAAGCUGGCUUCGUAAUUGAACACACGUCUCCGGAGUAUCUAAUACCUGAAAACCCAGGGAAAAGGACAAGGAAGAACAGGCGGAGGAAGAAAAUCCAUUUUGCAGAGACGAAGGAUUCCAAAUCGGCAAACGGCGCCGGAAGAGACCAAAUGCAUUAUUUCCUACGGAACAGACAACGAAACAACAAAAACCGCCACCAACAACAACAACACCAACAUGAAGUAAAGAGGAAAAACCUGAGCAGACAAGAGAAAAUCAGGUUUAAUGACCUUUGGAUCAGAAUUAAUACUCAGAAUCCCAACGGAAUGCUGCUGCCCCACAUUGCCAACCUUGAUGCAAUCUGGACGACCACUGAACCCAGCCGGAACACACGACACCAACACAACAGCAACAGCAACAACAACAACAACAACCAGCAAUAUCAGCAACAGAAGUUAGCUUACAACUCGGCAGAUGGCAGCACUGUUACUGGUGUCAGCACCAUGUUGUUGUCAUGGCGAUUAUUCUUUGUCCUAACCAGCUCUAUAUCAGUUGGGGUCUGCCAGUUACUGGCUUGAAGGGUCAUAGGAAAAUACGACCCUUAAACAAAAAAGGACCAUUUUAAAAUCCUUUAGAACAAUAUUGUUCUUUUUUCUUUCCCCUAAUAUUUACUGUCCCUUUUACCGCAAAUUGUUAUGGUUUAUUAUCACUGUAUAACAAAGACCCUUAUAUCUUAAACCCUACAAAUUUAUUAUAUUCUAAAACAGUGUCUCCCAACUUCACUGUAUAACAUGGACCCCUAAACAUUAAACUUCUACUUUAUUAUAUUCUAAA